Lindgomyces ingoldianus is the source of this 1824-nucleotide messenger RNA. RefSeq lists its product as uncharacterized. Bases 1 to 1824 code for a protein of 607 amino acids. Gene Ontology annotation, molecular function: RNA binding. The transcript is spliced from 8 exons. The record is from RefSeq and is a predicted model, not a curated record. NCBI's taxonomy places the organism in Eukaryota, Fungi, Ascomycota, Dothideomycetes, Pleosporales, Lindgomycetaceae.
AUGCUCCUUAGCCAAUUCACCUACGAACGGAGGCAAUCAUUCUCACUUUCACUCUCUCGCUCUCAUGCCUUGAACUCAUUUCGUGGUGAUUACGAACGAGAGUGCUCACGUGGUAUUAACGUGAUACCUGCAAAUCACAUCCGGGUCAAAUUGGCAUGUAGUGUUGACCCUGACGUCAGUUCUGGGGCAAAUUUAAAUCCCACCCUCUCACACCCCCUCGUCUCCCUUCUCCCCUCUCGCCUCUUUUCAAUCCUCUCUCUGCUCUUGACGGCAACUGGGAUUAAGCUUGACAAAAUGCCUCAUUUACCUGCGACCAGCCACUUUCAAAGCAAAGAGUUACGCUCACCGUUCGUUGAUUCAACUUCACCACCUGAAGACCGGUAUGAAAUGCUUCCCAACCUCAAUUGCGACCGGUGUGUGAAGUCAUCAAAUCCGUCAAGCAACCACGACGUUUUCUUGGGAGUUGAGAACAAGCAAGCUAAUUUUUUGCUCGCUUCACCAUCGAUUGAUCAGGGCUCCGUUAAUAAACGUGUUGGUGUCUCUUCGUAUGCAACUGCAAGCAAGAACUCCAUCGAGCCGACGGUCCCUCGCGAUCCCUCUGACCCACGCGCUCGAGUGCUUUGCAUCUCAAACUUGCACUUUCACGCUAAGGAAGAUGAGGUGCGAAACUUCUUCUUCAGAUUUGAAGUCAUCGACUACACUCGAUACUACAAGCCUGAGACUAAGAAACCUCUGGGCUAUGGCUUUAUCAUGACAGCGUCCGCGUCUGCUGCCCAGCGUGCCAAAGGAUGGGGUGACGGGAAGACAUUGCAUGGUCGAACGAUCGAGAUUAAUUUCGCAAGGGAAUGCCCAGAGGGUGAGGCCUUACAGUCUCUGCUGCUUCGUCACAUGCUUGCUAACGAAUGUAUUGUAGUUACGGAGGAUGGCUUCGUGCAAUCUGGCAAUAGGGUCGCUCCUGAUCGUCCAAGCGGGAGUAACCUAAAUGUCACGGACAACAGCAUCGCACAACUCAACCCCGACCUGGCCUCUGUUCGUAAUGUGAAGCUCGAAGACAACGAGGCUAGCGAGAGUGUUCAGUCUAUCGCUGAUAACCAUACCGUCAAGCCCGAUACCGCUAGCGCUUCCCAAAUCUAUGAGCCUAGUUUUCAACAGCACCUUCACCUUGCCGACAAUGGAUCUGUCACCCAUCAUCUGAAACGCACGGGAGCGUAUAAACCAAGGCCGCCGAAGGGCGAAUUGAGAGACGUUCCCUAUAUCGCGUUCUCUACUCCAAGUUCGAUGCAUCAGACAAGUGAAGUGGGUCACAUCGGUUUCAACCAUAAUACGCCUUUCCGCCACCGCGUCCCCAUGUCGGCGGUUUCUAAUCCUCACGAAAUUUCCCCACUCCCUCCCGGUUUCGAAAUGGAUAGAGUGAAGGCCAUGAAAGUUUUUCCUCCAAAUUUCUCCAGACUGACGCCAUCUCAAAGCGAUGGGGUUGAAACAAUGGUGCACUCCCCUUCAGAAUAUGGACCGCACUUCCAGCUUCAGCACUCUAAAGUAAUCACGGGCCGGCCAGAAAAGAUCUGGGAUCACCGAAUAUCGGCAUCGAUCAUGAAUGAGCGCUGCUUGCCUGCCCGAACAAUAGGUAAUCAGAGUUGGGGAUCGGUAAUUGGGGAUAAAGAGAGGUGGUUCAUGCGAAGAUGUCUACAUACGAAGGCUUUCAGAGGAGGUUUUGGGGAUAUAUAUGCAUCCGCAUGUGUAGCUGCGCGUUCAAAUCUGAACAAAGAAAGCCUCCCACUAAAUGUAAAUCCACUUGAUGCGACAUUUUGUGCACAAAACCGCUAA